Messenger RNA from Grammomys surdaster, 2815 nucleotides. It is a transcript of the gene Hhat, whose product is annotated as hedgehog acyltransferase. Gene Ontology annotation, molecular function: palmitoyltransferase activity. Gene Ontology annotation, cellular component: endoplasmic reticulum. The record is from RefSeq and is a predicted model, not a curated record. The transcript has 12 exons. Gene Ontology annotation, biological process: protein palmitoylation. NCBI's taxonomy places the organism in Eukaryota, Metazoa, Chordata, Mammalia, Rodentia, Muridae. Bases 280 to 1761 code for a protein of 493 amino acids.
GAAUCCUGAAGCCUGAGGUUCUGGUGGGACCCUGUGUGAUGAUUCGGCUCCGGUAAAUGUACAGAGCGCCGGCCAAUCCUGUGUCCGGGAACCCGGGCGCAACAUCUCAGGCCAGGCGCUCACCCUGGCGGCCUCCGACCCGCGCUACGCUCGCGAGUCCUUCCCGGGCCGCGGCUCCGCGCGGCGGGGUGCAGGGACGCCUUCUCUCCCGCGCGCCCGGCUCUGCAAGCUGAGAUUCCGAAACUCCCCACGCUACCCUGGGAAGCAGAGUCUCCAGCUAUGCUUCCCAGGUGGGAACUGGCUCUCGGCCUGCUUGUUUCCUUGGGCUUCCACUUCCGGUCUUUCUAUGAAGUUUACAAAGUCUCCAGGGAGCAUGAAGAGGAACUGGACCAAGAAUUUGAGCUGGAGAUGGAUACUCUAUUUGGAGGACUGAAGAAGGACCCAACUGAUUUUGAGUGGAGCUUUUGGCUGGAAUGGGGGAAGCGGAGGCUGGUGUGGCUCUUCCUUGGCCAUGCGGCUGUGUCUCAGUUGGCCACUUUGCUCGCAAAGAAGCACAGACCCUGGAUUGUCAUGGUCUAUGGAAUGUGUGCCUGCUGGUGUGUACUGGGGGCUCCAGGCGUGGUCAUGGUCCUUCUCCACACCACCAUCGCCUUCUGCGUGGCGCAGUUCCGAUCAAUGCUCCUGUCCUGGCUGUGCUCUCUCCUUCUACUCUCCACCCUGAGGCUGCAAAGUGUGGAGGAAGUUAAGAGAAGAUGGUUCAAGACAGAGGAUGAGUAUUACCUGCUGCAGUUCACGCUCACUGUCCGCUGCCUGUAUUACACCAGCUUCAGCCUGGAGCUGUGCCGGCAGCCUCCGUCUGCCCAGCGAAUCUUCUAUUCCUUCCCAUGGCUGCUGACGUACGUCUUCUAUUACCCCGUCUUCCACAACGGGCCCGUCCUUACCUUCCCGGAGUUCUUCAGACAGAUGCAGCAGCCAGAGCUCGGCUCUCUGCAGCACAGCCUCUGCGUUCUAGCCAAGGGCCUGGGCCGCCUGCUGUGCUGGUGGUGGCUGGCCGAGCUGAUGCUACACCUCAUGUACAUGCAUGCCCUCUACAGCAGCAUCCCCCUCCUGGAGAGCGUUUCCUGCUGGACCUUAGGAGGACUGGCGCUGGCCCAAGUACUCUUCUUCUAUGUGAAGUACUUGGUGCUCUUUGGUGCUCCGGCUCUGCUCAUGCGCCUGGACGGACUCACACCACCACCCCUUCCCCGUUGUGUGAGCACCAUGUACAGCUUUACUGGGAUGUGGAGGUAUUUUGAUGUUGGACUACACAAUUUCUUAAUCAGGUAUGUGUACAUCCCACUGGGUGGGUCCCAGCGUGGCCUGUUGGGGACACUGUUUUCUACUGCGAUGACAUUUGCAUUUGUGAGCUACUGGCACGGCAGCUAUGAGGACCUCUGGUGCUGGGCAGCGCUCAACUGGCUGGGAGUCACUGUGGAGAGUGGGGUCCGGAGGCUGCUAGAGACACCCCGUGUCCAAGAGACUUUGGCCCAGCACCUCUCCCCACAAGCCCGCCGCCGAUGGCACGCUCUGCUCGCCUCCUGCUCCACCUCCAUGCUGAUCCUCUUCAACCUGGUGUUCCUCGGGGGGAUUCAUGUUGGGAAAACCUACUGGAACAGGAUCUUCCUACAAGGGUGGCCAUGGGUGACCCUGUCUGUCCUGGGAUUCCUGUACUGCUAUUCACAUGUGGGCAUUGCCUGGGCUCAGACAUACACAGUUCUUUAACUGUUUAUGGCUGCUGGACCAGCUCAGCCUCCAAGGGACUUAGCAUUUCAUCCUGACUGCUCACUCUGAGACCAUCCCUGAAAGACCACCACCUUCCACUCCAGGACAGUCCCUGAGGGAUCACCUUACACUCUGAGACCAUCCCUGAAGAACCACCUUCCAAUCUCGGACAAUCCCUAAGGGACCAUCUUCCACUCUAGGGUAGUUCCUGAGAGACCACCUUCCACUCCAGGACAGUCCCUGAGUGACCACCUACACUCAUCUUCUGCUGAAGAUUCCACGACGGGCAGCUUGAUCAAUUACAGUAAAUAUACAACCCAAACAUCUUCUAGCUUUGGAGCCUCAGAGAUUUUUUAUGUACCCCCCAUAAGCUUCCUGAUGCCUAAGGUACAGUCUAGAGCAGUCUCAGGUUUUUCCUGACUAUACUUUGUUCUAGAACCUUCCAUAGACCUGUUUGAUUUUUUCUUCUCUACCAAAGAUUCAGUGUGGCAGACAUGUGUUUUGACAUAGAAGUCCUGGUUAGGGAUUGUCCUGUCAUGCUUGGAAUGUCUUUCUGGGAAAUUCUGUGAUACUUUGAUGACUACUUUCUGUGCUGCACUGGAGGCUCUGGACUAACUUUUGCAUGAAUGGUCCUUAGACAGGGAAACAGGAAAACCAUAUUUCAUGUUGCAGGUGACCUAGCUAAAGUGAGUGAUGUGCAGCUGGGGCUUUCCAAAGAGUUCUGUAAUUUGAACUUUACUGGGGAGUCCACACAUGACCAGCUGCUUUCUGAGACCUGUAGCCAUGGAGUAACACGGUGGUUCCUCUCACAGCCGUUCUGCACAGAAGUGGAAUUCAAAAGCCAGAGAGUAAGAUGUCCACACACAGGUGGUAUUGGACAAGGCCUCAGGGGAGAGUGGCAUCCCAAGGUCCCAUGUGUUUUACUCAGUGGGUUUUAUUGCCUUACUAUUAUUUUUUCAAAAAAAAAAAAGCAGAACUUGUUUUUGCUACAUAGAUAAUUCUGAUUUUCUUCUAGACUUAUUUUGGAUAUUUUUAAAUAAAAAUUUUAAGAUCU